UUUCUAUGUUCAUUAAAGGCAGGUGUUAAUGAGAUCUGAAGGUCAAUCUGUGUUCUGGCUAUUUAUCAAGGAACAUCUUAGCUCUAGUGAAAUAAAGACAUAUAAUUCUUUACAUAAUGUAAUGACAGAUGUUGGUAGAGGUUGGUCAAGUUGUUGGUUUCUAAAUGAUUCCAGGAAUGUUUGUGGCUCAAGCAUGGCUUAGGUCUAGUUUAAACGAGCAAUCAUUGGAGAAAUAUCUUCAUAGCUUCAUUGGGCAUAAACAGUUGCUUUUUCAGUAUUAUGAGCAAGAUGCAUUAUUAUUGGAUGAUGAACGAUCUAGUAUGUUACCAAUGAUGGCUGCUGGCUUAAGUUCAAUUCUUUUUGCAAUUGACAUUGACAAAGCUGAGUUUAACUCUAUUACUGUACAGAUUCCAGGCAAUAUCAGCCAAGCAGUUUCUCGUCCAACAUCAAUAUGGGCUGUACCAUCACCAAUGUAUGCGACGUCAGGAGCUCCUGGUGAAGUUUGUUAAAUACAACAUUUUAAGAAAAUAAAGAUUUGAUCAGAAUUUCAUUUUCUCUCCUGAUCAAAAAUAUCCCUUUUAUCCCUAAUUAUCCCUACCAUUCAUCUCAUAUAUCGCUAAUCUUAUCAUUCCUUAACCACACAUGUCAUUUAUUCCUUGUAAUCCCCCAACCAUGCGUUCUCCUUAACCUUUAUUAUCCCAUUAUUACAUGUCUUCAUUUAU
Xenia sp. Carnegie-2017 is the source of this 722-nucleotide messenger RNA. RefSeq names its product sorting nexin-29-like. Bases 165 to 509 code for a protein of 114 amino acids. Lineage: Eukaryota; Metazoa; Cnidaria; Anthozoa; Malacalcyonacea; Xeniidae. The record is from RefSeq and is a predicted model, not a curated record. The transcript has 5 exons.